GCACGACGGUUCGUCGUCAUCCGGGGUCGCCGUGCAAUAAAAGUUUCCUCCCCCUGUUCGGACGCCGUGGAUUUUAACGCGAUGCUGUCCGGGGCAGGCAGGGUACCGAACCUCCGGCGCUGAAAUUCGCCAAGCAGACCGUCGUUUCUCAGGCCAGAGUUGACGUGGUCUCUACGCCAUGUUUACACGGAGGCUUAAAAAUGUUUGCGGUUGACAAUGGCGGAUUAAGGAGCCGAGGGAUCCCUCUCUCCAUCACAGCCGUCCCCGCUCUCAGCAACAGGCAUCUGCCGCCGUCGGAAUCCGCGUCAUGCCCGCCGCCGUCCGCUGGGAACGCUUAACGGGACCCGGAGGAUGGAAGUGAGCGGCCGGGAGGCGAAUUGAGGACCCGCCGGCGAGGCUGAAAACAGCCACCCCGCACAAUUUUCAUCGCUUCUAUUUUUUUCCAUUACGUGAUUAUCCCGGUUUAUACUGCGGGAGGGGGAGGAGGGGGGGCAUUCAUUCACCGGUUGACUUUAUUCCUUGGGAAACCUAUGAGUCUGGCACGCGCGCCAGCGAAACCUGGCAUCCUUCGGCUGACGGGCUAAAAAAGAGAGCGAGAGAGCGCGAGAGAGAGAUGGGGACUCAGGUCACCGGGAGAAAACGAAUUCCCAACCGGGAAAAGCUGACCGCCGAGGACGAUGCCCUCAACCAGAUCGCACGCGAGGCGGAGGCGAGGCUGGCGGCCAAGCGAGCAGCUCGUGCAGAGGCGCGGGAGAUUCGUAUGAAGGAGCUGGAGAGACAGCAGAAGGAGCUUUACCAAACCCAGAAGAAAUACUAUGGUGUGGACAGCAAGUGGGGACAUAUUGAACAGUGGAUGGAAGAGAGCGAGAGGUACUCGCGUCACUCGCGGAGACACACAUCGAUCUCAGACGAUGAGGAGCGAAUGUCGGUGGGGAGUCGAGGCAGCCUCAGGGGGACUUACUCCUCGGACCUGCAUUGCAGCACCAGCAGCUUGCCAUCUCUCAGACACCACACCUCCACUCAGAACGGACGGCCCUCCAUGCUCUAUACUGAAGCCUCUCGCAACCAGAGUCACAGGCUUCAAAUGUGUGGCUCUCUCCUCUCUGUGUGUGAGGAGGCUGCGUUCACCAGCAGCUGGCGUUUUAGUGGCUCCAGUUCCCGCGGUCCUUCAGACUACAGUGGUUUUCUGGGGUCCAGCUCGCGGGCUUCUUCCAGGGCCAGCUCAGCCCGCGCCAGCCCGGUGGUGGAGGAGAGGUCCGACAGAGAUUUCCUGGAUAAAGGCUCCAGGACUGCAUCAACGCUGUCGGCCGCCACACUGGCCUCGCUGGGCGGACCCUCCUCCCGCAGGGGGAGCUGUGACACCUCCUUCUCCGUGGAGACAGAGGCCUCCAUCAGAGAGAUAAAGGACUCCCUGGCAGAGUCAGAGGAGAAGUACCGCAAGGCCAUGGUGUCCAACGCCCAGCUCCACAACGAGAAGUCCAACCUGAUGUACCAGGUGGACACGCUGAAGGAGGCGCUCAUCGAGAUGGAGGAGCAGGUGUGGGAGGCACGGCGGGAAUACGGCGACAAGACAAAGGAGUAUGAGAGAGAGAGACAUGCCCACAGUGUGCUGCAGUUCCAGUUUAAAGAGAUGAGAGAGACGCUGAAACAGAGCGAGGAACUUCUAAACGAGGUCACCCAGCUGCGUCUCAAAAGGGACGGCUGUGCUCGCGAGAUCUCUGACCUGCAGGAAACGCUGGACUGGAAGGAGAAAAAGAUUGCGGCCUUAGAGAGGCAGAGGGAGUUCUCAGACAUUGUGCGGUGCGAGCGAGACCGACUCAGGGAUGAGGUGGUCCGUCUGAGAGAAGUGCUAAAGAAACACGGAAUAGUGUUGUCACCUGAUGUCACCACCAAUGGGGAGACGGGACAGGGGGAGAUUAAUGACUUCAGCGCGGAGUCUGCGACCCGAUUGGCCCAGGACCCAUCUCAUGCCGGCGGAGAGAGCAUGCUGGAGCUCCGGCUGAGGAAACUGGUUGAAGAGCGGGAGAGUUUCCAGGACCAAGUGAGGCGUCUGAAGUCUCAGUUGGAGCAGAGACAGAAAAACGGGUCAGAGGGUGUCAGUCUAGAUGAGGACGGUUUGGAGAACGGGAUGGACCCCCACAUCCUGGACCUGCAGAGGGACGCCAAUAGACAGAUUAGUGAUCUCAAGUUCAAACUUGUCAAAUCAGAACAGGAAGUCACCGCGCUGGAACAGAACAUUUUACGGCUAGAAGGUCAGGUGACGCGCUACAAGUCAGCGUCCGAGAAUGCAGAGAGAGUCGAGGACGAGCUCAAGGUGGAGAAACGCAAACUGCAGCGAGAGCUGAGGUCAGCCCUGGACAGGAUCGAUGAGCUGGAGGCGAGUAACAGCCACCUGUCCAAACGCCUGGAAAAAAUGAAAGCCAACCGCAAUGCCCUGCUGGCCCAACAGUGACUCUUACUUCCAGGGAAGGAUCAUUAAUCCGAUCCCAACCACAAGCACACACACACGCACGCACGCACGCACGCACGCACACACACACACACACACACACACACACACACACACACACAUAAACACACAAAAUCCACCACCCCCUGGAGGUCACCAUCUUCAGCCCCAACCUUCUUAAGACGUUGGGAAACACAAAACAAACAGCUAAAAAGCAGUAAAAGCUUAUUUUAGCGAAAAGCUCUCGACUACAACCACAUCCAUACUCACACAGUUAUCCGUGUCAUCCCAUACCUCCAUUGACCCCCAACAGUAAGUGACAGACAAUCAUGUGACUGGCAAAGGCAGCGAUGUCUGGAUGGAGAUUGUGGAUUAGCUGCAUCAGCAGCAGACCCGUCAAACAGUGUUUUGCAGAUGGUUCUGGACCUUUGUUUUAAACUGCAUUGAGUACAUGAUGGUGGGGAUUCGACCACAGUAGGAUAAUUCAUAUCUUCAACAGCUCAAGUGGUCUUGUUAUCAAUCAUGUCGAAGUAUGAAAAAUAUCCUUUAAAAAUUUAAAUUCUGUUUGUCUUGAUACAUGCUGAAAAAUCUGGGUGUAGAAAUCCCAGAAAAUUGAAUCUGGGAUUAAAUUCCAUUUGUUGGUGACAUCAAGUUGUCAUCAAAAUGUCAACUGGAAUGUCUGAAUGUAAUGUAGUUUUGCUCUCCCACGUGUCAGAUCCAGUGACGACUACACAUAUUGUGAUAAAAGUGAGUAUGACAUCACCAGUCAUUUUCAGAAGGGCCUUUUGCAACCUGGGGAUUGUGUUUUUGAACGCUGCCAUCUUUUAUUUUUGGAGCCAGAUUUUGCACAAUGGAGCUGAAGGGUGAACUGGGAUUCCCUGUAACGUGACCAACCUUGGGGAUCGUCCCGGGUCGUCCUCUAUGUGGAGUUUGCAUGUUCUCCCUGUGUCUGCAUGGGUUUCCUCCGGGUGCUCCUGUUUCCUCCCACAGCCCAAAGACAUGUAGGUCAGGUGAAUUGGCCGUACUAAAUUGUCCCUAGGUGUGGAUGUGUGUGUGUCUAUGUGUAGGCCCUGUGAUGGACUGGCGGCCUGUCCAGGGUGUCUGCCCGCAUGCCGCCCAAUGACUGCUGGGAUAGGCUCCAGCAUCCCCGCAACCCAGAGAGCAGGAUAAGUGGUUUGGAUAAUGGAUGGAUGGAUGUAAUGUGACCACAACUUCCAUCCACAUCUGACUGAAGAAGUGGUUCUGAAUAAACUUUUUACUUUU
Lampris incognitus (smalleye Pacific opah) is the source of this 3712-nucleotide messenger RNA. RefSeq names its product leucine rich repeat (in FLII) interacting protein 1b (gene lrrfip1b). The record is from RefSeq and is a predicted model, not a curated record. NCBI's taxonomy places the organism in Eukaryota, Metazoa, Chordata, Actinopteri, Lampriformes, Lampridae. The transcript has 22 exons. Gene Ontology annotation, molecular function: DNA-binding transcription factor activity, RNA polymerase II-specific; RNA polymerase II cis-regulatory region sequence-specific DNA binding. Gene Ontology annotation, biological process: regulation of transcription by RNA polymerase II. Bases 614 to 2452 code for a protein of 612 amino acids.